Molecule: messenger RNA, 2061 nt
Organism: Lolium rigidum
Lineage: Eukaryota; Viridiplantae; Streptophyta; Magnoliopsida; Poales; Poaceae
Product: proline-rich receptor-like protein kinase PERK2
Exons: 8
Coding region: 1-2061 (686 amino acids)
Biological process (GO): protein phosphorylation
Molecular function (GO): protein kinase activity; ATP binding
Source: RefSeq, a predicted model, not a curated record
AUGCCGCGCGUUCUCAUGGAAUCCACCCAGCACUUGGCCUCUGCACCGGUGGAGGGUCCGCCGGCGCCCCCUCCGCAGUCGUCGGCCUCACCGCCGCCAACAGCAUUGUCACCUCCUCCGCCGCCCACGCCGUCGCCGCCCAAGUCCCCGCCGCCGUCUUCCUCGCCUCCUCCUCAAUCCGUGACGAAGGCGCCUCCCCAGUCGCGGCCGCCGGAGAAGGCCCCUGCAGCGUCCUCCCCUCCGCCCGUUUCGCCUCCUCCGCCGACAAGCCGGUCACCUCCACCCUCUUCUCCCCCGCCAUCUUCACCUCCGCCAUCUUCACCUCCGCCGUCGCCUGCGUCUUCGACGACACCACCGUCGCCUGAGGCCUCGAGAUCGCCGUCUCAGCAAUCACCUCCGCAAGCCACGACUUCGCCACCGGCGUCGCCACCACCUUCGCAACCAGUGAACCCCGCGCCAGCCACCCCGACCCCUUCGCCUCCUUCCAUUCCGGCGGCAGCCUUGAAACCUCCACCGCUUGCAACGCCUGGAACGCCCACUUCGGUCCCGGCCGCCGCAGGUCAGGCGACGCCAGCGGCUCCAGGGACACCUCCGUCUGCCUCACAGUUGCUGCCUUCAGGCGUGACGGUUCCCCCCGGUCCCACCGUCGCGACCGCCGGAUCGCUUCCCGCUGGCACGUGGCAGAGCCCUCCCGGUCCCGCCGUCGCUGCCGCGAGCCCGCCGCCUCCGGCACCUCAGGCUCAGGCUAGAGACUCAGGUGCCAACGUGCCGAUCGGGGUGAUCGUUGGGGUAGCCGUGGCAGGUUUCCUCCUGGCACUGGCCUCGCUUUUCAUGGUGGUGUGGGUGAGCAACCGGGGCAAGAGUCGGCGUCCACCCAUGCGCAAGAGAACCGUCGUCGUGCCGGCAAAUGCUACGUCGCCGGACGUGUACCCUCCGUCGAACGGGCCGAGCGACACGAGCUCGUACGAGUACUCCGGCUCCAAGUCGUGCUUCACGUACGAUGAGCUGGCGGCUAUCACCGGCGGCUUCUCGGCGGAGAACGUGAUCGGCGAAGGCGGGUUCGGGAAGGUGUACAUGGGCGCGCUGGGCGACGGGCGGCGCGUGGCGGUGAAGCAGCUCAAGGUGGGCGGCGGGCAGGGGGAGAAGGAGUUCCGCGCCGAGGUGGACAUCAUCAGCCGCAUCCACCACCGCCACCUCGUCACGCUCGUCGGCUACUGCGUCACCGAGAACAACCGCCUCCUCGUCUACGAGUUCGUCUCCAACCACACGCUCGAGCACCACCUGCACGGGAAAGGGCUUCCGGCGAUGGAUUGGUCGAAGCGGAUGAAGAUUGCGAUCGGAUCGGCCCGUGGAUUGACCUACCUGCACGAAGACUGCCAUCCUAGGAUCAUACACCGGGACAUCAAGUCGGCCAACAUUCUCCUGGAUGACGCCUUCGAGGCAAAGGUUGCGGAUUUCGGUCUUGCUAAGCUGACCAACGAUGCUAUGACUCAUGUCUCCACGCGUGUGAUGGGCACAUUCGGGUAUAUGGCACCGGAGUACGCAUCAAGCGGGAAGCUGACGGACAGAUCCGACGUGUUUUCGUUCGGAGUGGUGCUCUUGGAGCUUAUCACUGGGCGGAAGCCUGUAGAUUCAUCUCAACCCCUCGGAGAAGAAAGCUUGGUUGAAUGGGCUCGGCCUCUGUUGGUGGACGCCUUGGAGACGGACGACUUCAGGGAGCUCGCUGACCCUGUACUGCAGUCCAGGUACUCCAAGACUGAGAUGCGAAGGAUGGUGGAGGCAGCUGCCUCUUGCAUUCGUCACUCUGUCACCAAGAGACCAAGGAUGGUGCAGGUUUGGCGAUCGCUGGACGUGGACGGCAGCUCGAUGGACCUGACCAACGGCGUCAAGCUCGGGCAGAGCACGGCGUACGACUCCGGCCAGUACUCGGCCGACAUCGAGCACUUCCGGCGGAUGGCGUUCGAGGCCGACCUCGAGACCGCGGAGUACGGCAUCUCGGACGAGGAAGACCACCGCGCUGCUGGUUCCGGGAGGCAGGAACGGAAAACAGCCGGAAAAUGA